Molecule: messenger RNA, 294 nt
Organism: Fusarium poae
Lineage: Eukaryota; Fungi; Ascomycota; Sordariomycetes; Hypocreales; Nectriaceae
Exons: 2
Coding region: 1-294 (97 amino acids)
Source: RefSeq, a predicted model, not a curated record
AUGGCAAUAACAAGGGUCUGCGAACUUGCAGUAAUGACGGGUAACUCAAGCAGUAUGGCUUUUACAAAAGCACCGGGAGAUGUAGACAUGGGCACUUGGACUCUUCAGGAAAUACAACGAUACGGCCUUUCUCAGCAUUGGUCUGGAGCACGGGAGCGAAGACAGCAAGCAGUUACCGAUUCGGAAAGGCUCAGCGGCGAUGAGAUUAGAGCGGACGGCAACUACGGGUUACAGAUACUGUUUGUUGAAGAUCUGGGCUUCCUUUUUCAGGAACUCGAAGCACCUAGCUCAUGA